Messenger RNA from Closterium sp. NIES-65, 1614 nucleotides. The record is from the annotation of a GenBank genome assembly. NCBI's taxonomy places the organism in Eukaryota, Viridiplantae, Streptophyta, Zygnematophyceae, Desmidiales, Closteriaceae.
AUGGAGCCCGCGGACUCGGCUGGCUUAGGUUCGGCAGUUUCCGAACCAGGUUCUGGCGGUGGUUCGUACGAUCGACCGUUCAUCUAUGUGUACGAUUUAGGUCCGGAAUACACGGAGAAGGUUCUGGAGCUGAAUCCGGCGUGGUACAACCACCAGUACGACGUGGAGCGUUAUAUGACGGAGGUCAUCCGGACUAGUAACGCCGUACGUACGGACGACCCGGAGCAAGCAACGCUGUUCCUCAUCCCGUUCUUCGCGGCGCGUUACACGCUGUACUGCUUCCGGUCGUGGGAGAACAACAUGCGGCAGGCGAUCGAGGAAGGUUCCAGGAUAUGGGAGAAGCUUAUAACGAAGGUGAGAAAGGAGCAUCCGUACUUCAACCGCACCAACGGCAAAGAUCACUUCUCUUUCGGCACGCUUGAUCACGGCCGUUGCCACUCGCUCACGUUCGUGGACCCGCGGGUAGAGACUUACAGAGGCGCCCGAAUAACCACCUCACUCCCUGGGCGAACCGUGCAGGUCAUUUCGUACAAUUACGGCGCAAAGAUCACGGAUCCGACGGUCCCGGACAUCCCGUGCUACGUGCCGAACCACGACAUUGUCGUGCCGGCGCUGGUCGCGAAUCGCCUGCCCAUCGUGCCGCCCUUCGAGACGGAGCGUGAGAUCAAGGUGCUGUUCCGGUUCGGCGCAUCGCAGCACCACGGCGAGCCGCUGAAACACCACAACCGCAACAUCCGGAAAGAGUUACACGAGAUGUACAAGGGCGCGGGGCACGAGGGGUGGGACUUUGCGGUGGGACGAGGGGUACGAGGGGUGGGACAUGCGGAGAAGGGCGAGUAUGAGACGGACGAGGAGUGGAAGAAGAGCAUGUACAAGGAUGCAGGGCAUGAGGGGUGGGACUUUGCGGAGAAGGGCGAGUAUGAGACGGACGAGGAGUGGAAGAAGAGCAUCUUCUGCAUCUGCCCUCCCGGCCACUCCCAGUGGACCAGCCGCCCCUUCAAGGCGCUCAUCCCAGGGUGCAUCCCAGAGGCCUUCUUUCUUUCUUCUUCCAUGGGCACGACAACCCCGGGGGACGAUGAGCUGGACUUAUUGAUGCAUCCCAGUGACGUUCUUACGAUCCAAGGUCAUGACAAUCCCUGGGACGAUGAGCUCAACUUCUGGACGACCUCUUUCCGACUCCCCCCCUUUCCCCCAAUCGCCUUCCCCCAACCCGUCCCCCACCCCACUCCAGGCGCUCAUUCUCGGGUGCAUCCCAGUGACGUCUUCCGAGGCCACGACAACCCCUGGGAUGAUGAGCUGGACUACUCUUCAGCGCUCAUCUCGGGGUGCAUCCCAGUGACGUUCUUCCGAGGCCACGACAACCCCUGGGAUGAUGAGCUGGACUACUCGACAGUCUCGGUCAACAUUGACCCUGAUGAGCUGCACACUCUCAAAGAGCGGUUGGAUGCGGUUCCAGCGAAGAAGCUACAGCGGAACAUUGAGCGAAUUCAGGAGGCUUAUCGGUGGACAGGGGUGUACAAUAAAGGAGCAGAGGCCAUGCUUAUAAAGAGGCUGAGGCAACGAGGGCACCAGCUUCAAGCAGUGGAGCAGCGGAGAUUACGGGCGUUGCAAUGA